Messenger RNA from Drosophila kikkawai, 2581 nucleotides. NCBI's taxonomy places the organism in Eukaryota, Metazoa, Arthropoda, Insecta, Diptera, Drosophilidae. The record is from RefSeq and is a predicted model, not a curated record.
AAAGGGAUGCUAUUCAUUUCACCGCGUCUGUGUUAACCCAUACCGUGUCUCUGAACUGUGGCGAGCAUUCCGCGGUGUAAACAAUUGCCGGAGAGGCUACUGCUGCUGGUGCUCUCCGAGACCCAAGCGAGUGUUUAUUAAUAGACCCCCCGCCAGAGCGUUAGAUGGCACACGUCUGUUCUCCGCCAGCACCAGUCUCUGCUCGGCGUUCUAGCGGCCAGGAUCGUACUGACUAAUUGCCCAGCUGCGGGCAAUGCAUAGUCGCCGUCGCCAUGAGCCGGCCAAUCUAUCAGCAGGAGCCGCGGGCACAGCCGCUAUACUACCACCAGCAGCGGCCAGCUAAUCUCCGACGCCUACGUCAUCCGCCGGGCAUUGUUUACGGGCGCAGCUACUCGCUCGAGGAGGAGCAGCACCUAACGGAUGAGGAUGUGAUACCCGUGUAUCCAAAAUUUAUCUACGCCCAACACCAGCAGCAGCAGCAGGGACGUCGGGCUCCUUAUCCUUAUCAGCUGGGGGAUUCGAUGACUUCGCUGGAUAGCGAUUUCACGGAGAAUAAUUAUUAUAACGGUGGCGCGUAUAUUGUGGAGCAACCGCCACCGCAGGUGCCACCCGCCGCCAAGAUGGUUCAGAAUCUCAAUGCAGUGGGCCGCAUUUUGGAGCUACUGCAGCGCUGUCCAUUGCCGUGUCUCUCCUUCAACACGACCUGCAUCUGUUCGCUGAUUGUCAUAUUUCUAGCCCCGCGUACUUGUGUACAGAGUUUACUGUUUCCCGCUUUCAGAUUGUUCUGCGGCACCCUGUAUCCGGCCUAUGCCUCCUACAAGGCAGUCAGGACCAAGGAUGUCAAGGAAUAUGUCAAAUGGAUGAUGUACUGGAUUGUCUUUGCAUUUUUCACCUGCAUUGAAACAUUCACGGACAUCUUUGUCUCCUGGAUACCCUUCUACUACGAGAUUAAGGUGGCCCUCGUCUUUUGGCUCCUCUCCCCGGCCACAAAGGGCAGUUCCACCCUGUAUCGCAAGUUCGUGCAUCCGAUGUUGACGCGCCACGAACAGGAGAUCGAUGAGUAUGUGAAUCAGGCCAAGGAGCGGGGCUAUUCGGCAGUUCUGCAGCUGGGCUCCAAGGGAGUCAACUAUGCCACCAAUGUCCUCAUGCAGACGGCCAUCAAGGGCGGUGGCAAUCUGGUGCAGACCAUUAAGCGAAGCUACAGCCUCAGCGAUCUGAGCGAGCCGGAUAUGCAUCGUACGCAGGACGAGCUGGACGAUGUUAUGAUGUCAUCGAUGAUGGCUUCAUCUGCCGUGGUGAUGCGCUCCCCGUCCACAGGUGGCCGUCUGCUGCGACCAAGGAAUCAGACACCCGUGGGCAGGUCCGGCAGCGGUACCCGUCAUUCCACGGGCAUGUACUUUACAGAGGUGGAUGUGACUGCCAAAAAUGCAGGCGAUUUUAACUACAACAUUCGCAGCCAGGAUGACAUCAGUUCCGGCUACUCGAGUGCUGAGCCUGUGAGCGGUCUCAGUCGCACCUCCUCUAUGACGAAUGCUUCCAAGGGUCGUGUCAAGUCUAAGCGCAAUGAGCAGUUGCUGGAGGAGGAGAUGAGGGACGAGGUGUUUAUGGAAAACCAGCUGUACUUUCAAGGUGUCCAUGGUGGGGAGCAUGCCGUUCCCAUUGUAAAAGAGCUAAAGAUAGUGGAGAGUCAAGAGAUGGAAGUGGAGGUAGAAGAGCAGAAAGAUGAAAGGGAUAUGGAAGAUGAGGAGGAUGAUUUCUAUGAGGCCUUGCCCUUAAUAGAAGAGGAGAAGAUCGUAGAAACCAAGCAGGAACUCACAGAGGCAGCUCCUGUAUUUGCUCCCAUUGAAGAGGAAGAGUUUGUGGAUCUGCCCUUUGAAGAAUCACCAGAGGAAGCGUCAAGUGAGGUGGUUUCCAACCAAACCAAAGAGCUUUUAAAGCAAGACAAAAACAAAAACCUAAAUGAAACUUCAGAAGUCGAUGAAGUGAAGGCUUCUCGGCCAUUCAAGUCGCAUAUUCUGCCACCCAUCGAUCCCUUUGUGCUAGUUCUUAGCGCUUCUGCAUCCGCACCAGAUCCAUUUCUCGUGGAACGACCCCGUCCGAUGUCGCCACGUGAAAUGCGAGCCACUUUGGAGGAGAUCAAGCACAGUUUCCGUGCUCAACUAGAGCCCGAACCACCCGACUCGGCCUCGCCUUCUCCAUUAAUGCGACCCAAGGCCAAUCAUGGCAAGGGCCGUGCUCCGGCACCGCCGCUUCCGCCGCCUCUGCCACCUAAAAGGCAUUCACUGAGCCCACAGCCGGACACCAUCAGCCAGACAUCGACGGGCAGCGUGGAGCGCAAGUCAGGUAUCGGCCAAAUGUUCAAGCAUAUCAAAGCUAAUGUGCUGCGUAACAAAGCUAAUCCCAGCCAGCCGCCACCGCCGGAGGAUGAGCAGCAGCUGGCGGCCAGAGAGACGCAGAUAUGAUGAAGACAAAUCCAUGUCUGCUAGCUACACUACCUUGCCGCGGACCAGUAGCAGCCGGAAAACGGAUAGAAUCCAGGGAUCGGGCGGAACUGCCAACACCGGACAGGCCAAAACACGGA